CUCGACAUCGAGAUGGAGAUGGACAUCGAUUCCUAUCAGGACGCGCCAAUUGUGCCCGAGGCAUAUACCCAUGACAUAAUCACCGGGGAAGAACAGGAACCCGGCGAGGUGGACGAGCCCAUCAACGACCACGACCUAGAGGAGCAGGAAAAAGCCGUUGUUCCCUACAAGGUGCAUGUAGCCGGACUCGACACAUUCAAUCCUGACGAGGUGAAGGCCUAUGUUUCUCAGCACAACGACGGCGGCCAGUUUGACCGCAUCGAGUGGAUUGACGACAGCUCCGCAAACCUCAUUUUCAGGUCCGAGGCUGCCGCCCAGGAGGCGCUCGUCGCACUUGCCGCUGUGCCAAUUGCCGACCCAACUCAACUUCCGCCCCUCGAGUCGAUUCGCGCCAAAGACUUUGCAGCCAAGCCCGACUCGGUCCUGCUAGUCCGUUUCGCCGUGGUCAGCGACAAAAAGGUGGUGGGUGCCGCACAGCGCAGCCGCUUCUACCUACUCCACCCAGAGUACGAUCCAGAGGAGCGACGCCGCCGCGGCAAGUAUCGCGACCGAGACGACCGCUACAACGGCAGAGGAAGGAACGACAGACGCGGUGGAGGAAGGCGAAGAGAUUCCCGCUACGAGGACGACGAGGUCGAGACAUUCGACGUCAGCCUCUACGAUGACGAUCCCGUGGCCCUGGCCAAGCGUGCAAGCGUUAGAGGACGGCCAACAUCUCGGCAUCGUCGCUCAGUAUCUACAGUGUCUUCAGAGUCUGACCGCCUGAGAUCGGCCGCGCGCCGCAACCGAGAAAAGGAGCUCUUUCCAGAUCGGCGCAUCUCUGCAAACGGCGGCUUUGGCUCGGGCCGCGACCGCGACCGCUCAGCAUCCCCUGUACGAGAUCGUGACGGCGACGCUCGGAUGGACCUCGACGACGAAGCCCGCACGAGUGCCGAAUUGCGCAGCCGCGAGAAGGGCCGGGCAAUCAGAGAGCGCCAGACCAGGGACACCAGUACCCGCGACAACAGCGUCAAGGAGCUCUUCCCUACAAAGGCGAACGCCGUGAAGGAGCUUUUCCCCACAAAGCUCGCGUCGGCUUCGAGCAUCGGUAAAGCGCAGAUGGAUCAGGUGGAUGACAGUACGGUUCUGGCAAGCGCGAAACUAGCAGAUCGAAUCACCCCCCGACCACCAGCGGCAGCAGGUCUUCCCGCCAGCAGCAGCGGCGGCGGCAUUGGCGGAUUCAACAUCCGCGGCUUAGCGAACAAACGCGGAAACGACCAAGGUUUUGCCAUCAAGGGCACCGGCACCACGGUCAAGGAGCUAUUUCCUGACAAAUUCGGCCCCGCAGCUGGCAAUGCAGGAAAGGAGUUGUUCGCAGAGAAACUGGAGGGUAGGGGUCGAAGGAGACAGAAGGCAGAAGAUUCGUUUUACUAA
Molecule: messenger RNA, 1413 nt
Organism: Lasiosphaeria miniovina
Lineage: Eukaryota; Fungi; Ascomycota; Sordariomycetes; Sordariales; Lasiosphaeriaceae
Exons: 3
Cellular component (GO): nucleus
Molecular function (GO): mRNA binding; RNA 7-methylguanosine cap binding
Source: RefSeq, a predicted model, not a curated record